UGACGUACAGAGUUCUGAGUUCGGAACGGUUCUGUUUAACGGAGCAUCGAAUUGACUUUGGAACGGAAUUCGAACCUUGCGUCAUUAAAUAAAAGUACAAACUUUUCACAAUAGCGUCCCAUUCACAUAUGUAACUCAAUACUACGUACGUAAUUAGCCACUACAAUAACUAUGGCUGAAUCUCGUAUUGUUCCACGAGAAAAGGUUUACCAGCAAAUUUUUGCUGCUCAGGCUCACUUGUCACUGUCUCUUCAUGAGGGGAAGAGGAGGAGGGAUGCUGCACAUGCAGGUUGUUUGAGUGAGGACAACACCAUUUGUGGAAACACAGGUACUGGAAACCUUCUGCCUCCUCUAAGCAGUCAAAAUGGGGAUGAGCAGUGCUCUGAGGACAUCACGAGAAACCAGCUGUUUUCAGGAACAAAGCCUGUAUUAAGUAUGGACCAGGAUGAUCAGAUGAUGAUUAGAGGACUGCCUGACAGAGUUGUUUCUAUAAAGACCGACUCAGACAUCAUUGAGCGGCUCAUGGAGAAAAGACAAACGGACCACACAGAAGCUGUCACUCAGUUUCAGAUGGAUCUUAUUGAGCUCAGUGUGGGGUUUGAGUCUUUGUUAAUAGACACUGGAGAAGAUUUCCUUCUCAAAAUCUCAGAAUAUGAUGAGGAAGUGGAGAGACUGAUGCAGAAAACAGAACACAGUGGAGAUUUAAUAGCCUUCAGCUAUCAGGAUCUACAUGAGAUUUGGACCUCUGUGAGCCAUAAAUCUGCUAUGAGGAGAAAUUGUAUCCAGGAGUUGGAUGAGCUCUUUGUCAAAUAUGAGAGUGAAAGAGCAGCAGUGAUCACUGCAAUCCUAAGCAAAUACACAAAAAAGCUUGAAAAAAUCAGUUAUGUUAUGCCAAGUGAUGUCCACAGACUUAUUAAUAAUGAAGCUAUGAUGAUAAAUCAGGCAUUACUGGCCAACAGACGAGCUGUUGCAAAAUUGCAUUUGAACCUGAUGGAGAAGAAUUUGCAGAAAGAGGUUCAGUGCCAUUUCAGAUGGGAGACAAAUCUUCAGAACUGGAAAAAAAUCAAGGCCGUCGCUGAACUUAGCCAGUUUAAAGACUUUAUGAACAGCCCUGAGACUCAAAACCUUAAAAAUGUACAAGAGACUUUAAACACCAUGCGGACAAAACAAAAAGCAUACAGCAAACAGCGCCUCAACAUCCUGGAGCAAGUCAGAAAUAUGACCCCACCAAACUGUUCAAAGUCAUUAGCUGCUGAAUGGUACUCCUCUUUAUCUUCGGUGAAUGAGCAAAUUGAUUUCACGCACACAGAGACCAUGACAAAACUGCAUGAAUAUUAUGAGAGUGCCUGGCAAGACUGUUACCUGGAAGUUGGACGCUUUGAGAGUAAAGUGUCUAGCUAUGGAGUCACCUCAGAUGAGAUACAGCACAUUGUUAAUAGUGAGAUGGUGCCUCUUAUUGGCAAGUGCCAGACUCAAGCAGAGGAGCAUUUACAAGCAAUGAAAAAAACAUUUGAGGCUUUGUCCAAAACUGCUGCAUUCUUGAGUAAGUUUUUGUUCGAGUUUGUGCAUGGAGCAGCUAACGUUUGGGAGGUACACAGUGCACAUCUGCAGGGGGUAGAGCAGCAGCUGCAGGAUUCUCUCAAAGAAGUCAGCAAGAACUUUGAAGAAAAGAAUCAAAAAAAAGAGGCUCAGCUGGAUGUGAUGAUGGACAAACUCAGGCAGGGAAGCACAGAGAAUUCCCUCAAAACUAGAAUGGAGCAGAUCCUUCACCUUUUAGAGGAAAUUAAAGAAGGGUGUACCAAUUUCUAUAAGGAAGGAGUUCAUAGAGUGGAGAGUUAUCCUGAAAUGGUCCUUAAAGAAAUACAUGCAUACAGCAUAGCAGUCAGUCAGUACUUCAAAGUCAAUGAAGUAUACAGUCAGGAACCUGAGGAGCUUCAGAUACUUUAUCCUGCACUUAUCACCAGUAAGUUAGAGAUAUCUUGUAUAAAGAAGACAUCACCCUCAGUAAGUUUGUGCCCCAGCAUUUUCAGGAAUGUUACUCCUCAAGCACACACUCCUGAUUUUUGUUCACCCUUCUCUCCAUCAUGCUGUUUCUUUUUUGUUUUCUAGGAGAAUAUUGAUUGUCUCUCACAGGAGAACAGAGACUCUCCAAACAAAGAAUUUUUCACAACAUUAAAGGGAAAUGUCUACAGCUGCCUUGUCAUACAUGAUGAUGAUGAUUAUGAUGAUGAUGAAGAACAUUUGAAUGCUAUGGAAGUGGAAGCGGCUUUGUUUCCAAAAAGUCUCAUAGUUGAAUUGCAAAGAAAUGUGAGAGAGGAAUUCUUUAAUCACCUUGAGGAGAGGAAUCAGGAAAUUCUGAAUCACACAGUGACCAUUUUGGAAGCUACGAAAGAGAAGCUGAAGGCUGAACUAGACCUCCGCAUCCAUCUCCAUCAAUCUCGAGCUAAGAGCAUUGAAAUGGACGUUCACAAUGUCCGAGCAGCUGAAUUGAUCUUGCAUCAAGAUCGUGUGGAUAGACACUGCAACGGUGUUCUACAGGCUCUUGCUGAUUUGCGAUCUGACUUCAACAGCUUCCAGGUCACACAGCGCGAAAUAAAUGAAAACUUUCGUACAAAAAUCUACAGCAUGGAAGACACAUUAUACACUGCUACCAAGUCUGACAUGCUGGUAAAACUCAGGGCUUCACUACAAAUCCACUUGGAAAAACAUAUCAGUAUAAACCAGGAAUUACAGAGGCAGUUUAGACAAAAUCUGGAGAUCAGAUUAAAGGGUCUUAGAGAGGCCAAUGCAAAAUUAAUGAAACAUUUCAAGCUGUUUGCUGAAGGUGGUAAUUUUACCCCCGAAGAGAUUGAGCAAUACAGAAAGCAUCUGGAAAAGAUGGCUAAGCACAUUGACACAGCUGAUGCGGCUCUAAUGCAGGACAUGGAGGGCACAGAGUCUAAAUGCCUGGACAAGGCAAAAGAGGUCAUCAGUAAGUUUGAAGAGAAGCUCCAGUCUCUGAAAGUGGAUCUAAUGUUCCUGGAGAAAAUCCAAAGAGUACUCAAAAGCACAAAACUGCAGAUUAAGUCAGAGGCCAUGAAGAGCAACACUCACAAAAAAAUUAUCGACACUGUGAUGAAUGAACUGAAAGAGAGGGUCCAUGCCUACACCCAAAGCAGUCUGGAUAACAGGGUAACAUCUGGUGACAUUUUUAGUUCCCUGAUAGGAGAACUCAGAAAGAGAAGUCAGUAUCUGGACUGUUAUUUGAACCCAUCUACGGCUGUUCCACUACCUGACGCUCCUCUGCAGGGGGUGUUUGCGCUGGCUACACGGUCCCAUAGGCAGGGAAUGAGGGGCAGCCCUUCUGCAGAUCCCCUUCUCCAGCCCAGCUGCAUGGGAGCUGACUUUUUAGAUGACAAGGCAGUAGAGGUGAUCAGAGGACUGCAAAGGAUAAGCAAACCUCAAGCUUGCCAAGAGGCCAGUGAGGAGCUUAAAGAGACAAACUUGUCAACAGUAACAGCUCCUGACCAUCCAAGCCCUCCACCAGGUCCAGGUCAAAGGUCAGGGAAAAACAGAAACCCGUCCAGCUUAAGGUCUCUGCACAGGAAAUCAGAUGAGUCACUCAACUUACAGAAUGUGAAGAGGCUGACCAUGCCCACACGAUUUGAUGAAAGAUUCCAAGUGUUUGGUCCUAAACCUGAUGAUCAAAAAGAAAUGGUCACUUUUAAGGGCUUCAUCGCUAAAAUUCUGUGGGAAGCUAAUGACCUUCUCCUUCAGGUGGCUGAGGAAUUCUACCAGAAAACGGAGUACCGCUUGUUCAGCCGUCCUCAGUAUAUUCUGGAAUCAUUUGAGCUGUGUGCUGAGGACUUGAACAAGAGACUCCUUGUCUAUCAGAGCCAGUCUCAUGAGUACCACCAUGGCUGUGUACAAGAGUUCUGUAAGCAGUUGAAAGCCAUUGAGGAGAUUGUCUGUGAUAUACCUAAAGCGCUUCUAACAAAACUGAGGGAUCAGCAUUUGGAGGACCUGAGCAAGAGUUUGUCUCUCAUCCGUCAGCAGUUUAAACAGACUCAGCAACAAAGUGAUCAACAGAGGAGAAAACACAGUGGUCAGCUGUCUGUACGUCUGAGCCACCCGGCUUGUGAAGAAGAACUGAACAGGCUGGUUACAGCUGAGGAUGACAGGCAGGAGGAACAGAGGAAGGCUAUUGAGAAUAACAGACUGGAACUCCAGGCCUGCAUUAAGAAGAAUGCAGUUGAGUUUGUGACUGCACUUGCCACAUUGACAGAGAGUUUACUCUUCCAGUUUGACAACAUACUGACUGUCGAUGAGAUCCAAGGUGGAUCAGUAGAACCACAGCGGGAAAGCAUCACAAAACUUGUUCGUCGAACACAAGCAGGUACUCUACAGGAGGAGCAUGAUAAGAGACAUUUAUUGGCGAGAGGGAGCAGAACAUGGCCAGGCAUCAGUUACUUUGGAACCACCGAUGGCUCAUCUGUCAAGCAACAGAAACAAAAGACCACCACCAUCACUACAGCUAAAACUACAUUGGCACAGCUUAAGGUUAUGGAGGUUCGAAAUGCACUGCAUCAGAAUUAUGAGCAGAGAAUCAUGGGGGAGUUUGAGUACGUGGAGAAAUUCAGGCAGGAACAGGAGGCAGAGAUGUUCCAUUGGCAAGAGCACUGGAGAGAAGAACUGAAGACCCUUGCUACACUCAAAGCAGAAUGACUGCGAGGGACUAGCAAACCUUCUCAAAUGUAUAUGUGGUGACAAUAAAGGCUUCUAUGCCCCAAUUUCAUUA
Molecule: messenger RNA, 4777 nt
Organism: Tachysurus vachellii
Lineage: Eukaryota; Metazoa; Chordata; Actinopteri; Siluriformes; Bagridae
Product: coiled-coil domain-containing protein 180-like
Source: RefSeq, a predicted model, not a curated record